Pieris brassicae (large cabbage white) is the source of this 1885-nucleotide messenger RNA. Its product is annotated as BTB/POZ domain-containing protein 19. The coding region runs from base 364 to 1827 and encodes 487 amino acids. NCBI's taxonomy places the organism in Eukaryota, Metazoa, Arthropoda, Insecta, Lepidoptera, Pieridae. Gene Ontology annotation, molecular function: protein binding. The record is from RefSeq and is a predicted model, not a curated record. The transcript is spliced from 10 exons.
ACAAAUCUACGGUGUGAAGUUGGAUGGAAUUUGUUAGUUAUUUGUGUAGAGCUUACUAUUAAGGUUAUGUUGACAAGUUGAGUUUGUAGUGAAUAAUUGAGUAAAUACCUAGAAUAAUUUACAUAGCAGUAUCUAAGUGCGUAUCUAGUAAUGAAUGAAGUGUAUCAGGUAUCCGUUUGAAUAAGUGUGAGUGAUAAAAAGUGUUUUAUAACGACACCGACGCUUGUUGUUUUUGUUUGGUAACAACUUUGCCUAUAAAAUAUACCGUGGGUUAUUUUAAGUGAGUGAGCAUAAAAGGGGAAUUACUCUGAAAGUUGAACACUCUAAUAAUCUGUGAAGAGAAAGCGAUCUAGUUUAGUAAAAAUGGCAAACAGAGUGACGGGGACCUGUUGUACAGCUUCAGUUGAGAGGGCUGGCCUGCCAGGCUUGCUGCGUGAUCUGCAGAGACUAUCUGAAGAUCAAGAUUCAGCAGAUAUCGUAUUUAUAUUGGGAACUUCAGAAGAAAAAGUCUUCGCACACAGAAUAAUAUUGAUAGCCAGAUGCAAAAGUUUCCAGAACACAAAGCGCGGCGAGGUGUGUCGCAUCCCAGGGUGCACAGUGACGCCAUCUGUGGGAGCGCAACCCACACCCGUGCGGAUGUCACACGUUCAACCGGAAACCUUUCGGUUGUUUAUCCAGUACGUCUAUACGGGAAAGCUGCUAUUACAAGAUUCGAGAGUAUUUGAGAUGAUGACGUUAGCCGCGGACCUAGGGGUAGAGGACUUGCGUGCGGCUUGUGAAGACCACGUCACGUCUACUUUAAGUGUUGAAAGUGCCUGCACUUUACUAGCAGCCGCUUUGGAAAUUCAAGAUCGACCAGGUGGUAAGAGUGCAUCAUCAUUUAUGGAGAGGUGCAUAGCAUUUAUUGGUGAUAAUGCAGCGGAGUGUGUCAAGACAAAUGCAUUUCUCAAUCUGCCAAAAGAAGCACUUGUAAAACUCAUCUCCUCAGAUUUUUUGUGUUUAGAGGAAGAAGAAGUUUGGCGUUGUGGCCUAGCUUGGGCCAAACAACGUGCUGGAGUGACACAACCAACUGCACACUGGACAGAAGAAGAACGAGCAAGAGUGUGUCACCAUCUUGCACCACUAAUGCACCACAUACGGCUCCUGCUUAUUGAUAGUGCAGUGUUUGCGGAAGAAGUAGAGCCAACUGGUGCGGUGCCAAUGGAACUCUCCUUAGAGCGUUACCGGCGUGCGGCACUCCACGCAGCCCGUGCAGAUCCCGACAAACGCACUCAACCCAGGCUUGCUGUAAAUAUGUUUGCCGGAUCUGUCAUCCUACAACAAGACAAAAGUGGUUUCCAAACAGUAAUUAACAGUUGGUGUGGAACACCAAAGCAGUGUUGGAGGCUAGUUUUCAGGGCUUCAACACAUGGCUUUUCUGCACAAGCUUUUCAUUCACAUUGUGAUGGAAUAUCACCUGUCUUAUUACUCGUACAAUUGUCUCGUGGGCCGGUGAUAGGUGGCUGGUGCGAGACGGGGUGGGCAAGUGGGGCAGGGGGCGGUGCGGGAGGAUACAUCCCCGCAGAGAGGGGGCUUCUCUUCUCUCUCACCGACCCACCAGCCCUGUAUACGCUGACCAAGAAGGCGUUUGCGCUCUGCUACCAUCCUGAAUGCGGACCAAUAUUUGGCGCCGGAGCAGACUUACUGAUCUCUAAUAAUUGCAAUACAAAUUCAGAGAGCUACAGCAAUCUACACUCUUAUGGUGAUUCGUUGUCCCCAGCCUCUCUAACACCAGAGUACAGCUUCACCGUUCGGGACUACGAAAUAUUCACUAUUAAACAUAAUUAACUGUGAUUUUCAUAUUUAAAUAUAUAAACUUUGAUUUAUUAUUAUAUUCUGAACACAG